AUGGACGUAGAACAAGAAUACGAUUUAUUUAUAAUAGAAGGCUCUGGAGGUCUUGCUUGUGCCAAAUAAGCGGCAAAAUUAAGUGCUAAAGUUGCUUUGGCUGAUUUGGUUAAACCAUCACCUUUAGGAAUUAAAUGGGGAUUGGGAGGAACAUGUGUUAAUGUAGGUUGCAUUCCAAAAAACUAAUGCAUUUUGCAGCUACUUUAGGAGUAUUAAGACAUGAUUAAGUAGAAGCAGGGUAUUUUUAAUUUUAGAUGGAUUGAUACAUAAAUUGAUUCAAAGCAUAAUUGGAAAAAAUGGUUGAAAAUGUGAAUAGCCAUAUACGUAAAUUGAAUUUUGGUUAUAAAAAUUCAAUUUACAUAGAUAAGUGGUAAAGUAUUACAAUUAAUUAGCAGAAAUCAUUGAUGCAAAUACAAUAAAAGUAAAGUAAUAAUAAUAUAUAUUCAAAGUUAACAGAUAAUAAAGGACAAAUUGAAACAGUUAGAGCUUAAAAUAUAUUAAUAGCUGUUUGAGGUAAACCAUCAUACCCAGAUAAUAUUCCAAAUAUUUAAAAUCUUGUGAUAACAUCUGAUGAUUUAUUUUGGUUAUAGGAGAAUCCUGGUAAAAAAUUAGUUGUUGGUGCUUCUUAUGUUGCAUUAGAAUGUGGAGGAUUUUUACAUGGAAUAGGAAAUGAAGUGACGAUUAUGGUGAGGAGUAUUCUAUUAAGAGGAUUUGAUUAAGAGAUGGCAGUAAAGAUUGGAUAUUAUAUGG
Messenger RNA from Paramecium primaurelia, 750 nucleotides. The record is from the annotation of a GenBank genome assembly. NCBI's taxonomy places the organism in Eukaryota, Ciliophora, Oligohymenophorea, Peniculida, Parameciidae.